This is a messenger RNA of Thermothelomyces thermophilus ATCC 42464, 4754 nucleotides long. RefSeq lists its product as uncharacterized. Gene Ontology annotation, cellular component: TORC2 complex. Lineage: Eukaryota; Fungi; Ascomycota; Sordariomycetes; Sordariales; Chaetomiaceae. The coding region runs from base 1 to 4644 and encodes 1547 amino acids. The transcript is spliced from 3 exons. Gene Ontology annotation, biological process: TORC2 signaling. The record is from RefSeq and is a predicted model, not a curated record.
AUGUGGGGCACCGUUGACAGCCGUUUUGUGCACAGGCCAUCCGCUUCAAGGCGCGGCUCAGGUGUGGUCCAACCGGCAGCCCAGACCGAGUUGGCGAAUAACCAGCCUGGAGGCAUACAAACCCCAACACGGUUGAGCUACCCGGACGUUGAUGCCUCGACCGCGGAGCCGACCGGCGAAUCGAAUGCAAAUUCCGGGAGCGUUGCGCGCGUCGAGAGCCUCGAGCGUGGAGGGCAAAUGGCCGGGCCGUCCACCAUGCUGAGCACCUCGGCGACUCCCACCCCGCGGCCUCAAGCUUCCCAACAGCAGCAGCAACAGCAGCAACAGCAACAACAGCAGCAACAGCAACAACAGCAGCAGCAGCAGCAGCAGCAGCCCGGAAAUCCUAGACCGAGCUUGGAACGUGACGCCCUGCAGCCGACAGCCCCCAAUGGCGGCCGCAACCUAUCCGCCUCCGCCGUGAACUUCGCUUCUCGUGGCCCGUCCCUCAACCCGUCACCAAUGCCUGGCAGCUUCAGCUCCGAGCUCCGCAGCCAGGCAAACCUUAGCCGCGCCGCCACCCGGCCUGAUAUGUUCCCCGCCCUCGAGAAGCUGGACGAGGAUGGCGAUCAGAGCCAGGAGACGACCAUUGCCCACCUGCGCGAGGCCCUCGGCCGCGAGAUGAAGAUCAAGGAGGGUAGCGAGAACAUGCUGGAAGCUCUGAACUCUAAGAAGGCCAAGCAGACCAAAGAACAGCGGCAGAGGGUCGAGGCAGAGCUCCACUCGUCCAACCAGCGCAUCAAGGAGCUGCGGCAGAAGCUCACGGAUGCACAGCGGGUGAGGGCCGCGCCCACUACCCCGACGCAGGCGACGAGGGGAGACGGUCUCUUCCCCGGCGCCAGCAGCUUGCGCUCCCCUCCCAGCGCUUCUCGGAGCGGUGCCGGGUCCGAUGUCGACGAGCCGACCGAGUCGCCGACGUUUGCGCUUACCGAGAUCCUCGAGGCCCUGGAUGUCGAGGGGAUGACGCCCGAUUACUACGUUUCCAGGGCGAACAGCUUAGUCGAUCUCUUCAAGCGGCACCCCACGCUAAAGUACGACCUGGCCUGGUCCGUGUUUGGCCUCCGAAUGCAGGCCAUGCUCCUGAGCGAGAGCCGGGAGGUUGUUGCCGCAGGAUACCGGAUGAUACGAUAUGCAAUUUCCGAUAUCAACUCCAUCAGGAACAUCCGUGCCCUCAACACCGAUUAUCUCGUCACAUGGGCCGUCGUCAGGGCGAUCGCUGCCGCGGCAGAGGAGCCCGAGGAGAGGCUCCGGCCCAUCUGUCUCGAGACGCUGGCCGAGAUUCUAGUCCGCGACCCCAGGCUGCUGGUUGCUUCCGGAGGCAUGGGCCCUUUGCACGAAGCACUGGCCGACGGCUCGUACAAGGCGUCCGAGAGCUUGACGGCCGCCUUCCUCUAUCUCUUGGACACCCCUCACCGACGAAAGUAUCUACGCCCUGGCCACGAACUGGAGAUUCUCUUCACCGCCUUUACCGACGAGCUCUCCUCCAACGAGCGUUUUCUGAAGCAGGCAGUCAAGUCCGUGGCCUCGGCCUUAAGAACCUGGUCCGGGCUCAUGAGCCUGUCCAUGUACAACUUCCGCGCCAUCCGGUCCAUGAUCACGAGUAUGGUCGUUCAGGCCGGGCCGAUACGGGAAUCAAUCAUGGACCUCAUCUUUUCCCUCCUCCGCAUCAAGCCGCCAGCAUGGGCCACCUCGUUCCUAGCCGGCCGGCGCCUCACCACUUACGGCCGGGUCGCGAAUCUCAGGUCGACAAACACGAAAAGCGCCCAACCGGAAUUUGAAGAGGACGGCGGAGAGCAGAACUUCGUGGAGCACUACACCGCCCUCUUGCUUGCCGUCUUCAUCAAGUCGGGGUUGAUUCCAGCCCUUCUCAAGCUGACCCAAAACAACGAGAGCGCAACCCUCAGGCGAAAAUCGACCCUAUUGAUCGGGGAGGUCUUGAAGCUGGCCAGCCGCCUGCUCCCGCCAUCCUGGAGCAGCGAGCUGCAGUUGCUCCCCGACCUGUUCAUCUCGGCCGCUAGGCUCAAGGAGGAAGAUCACUUCACCGCCACGGGAGUCGUCUACCAGAUCAGCAGCGUCAGCAGGACGUUGUACCGGUCGUCGCCGUCAGCAUACCUCCCUUCCACGCACCACCAUAUGGACCCGAACGCUCUCGACGAGCAUCCCAAGGCCAGCACGGCGACGAACUUUGACGACGGGACGUUCCGGCAGCUCCUGCUUGAGUCGAACGUGCUCAGCAGUUCCAACUACACAAAGUGGAAUUGGGACGUUAUGACCAGGCUGAUCGAAGGGCCCCUGACGAGCGGUAAGAGGCUAGAGGAGGCCAUCAAGGCGUCCAAGUUUAUCAAACGCAUCAUGAGCUUCUACCGUCCGUUCAAAUAUAAAUUCUCGGAAACCAAGAGCUCAAGGAACACACAAAAGUACGUCCGAACAGGAUGUUCGUUGAUGCACGCCCUGCUCCAGAGCCCCGAAGGCGUCAAGUAUCUAUCCGACAACAAGCUGUUGCGCCAAAUCGCCGAAUGCCUGGCCCAGUGCGACCCAACAAGCGGGCUGACGGCCCAGGAACCCAUGUUCUCCAAAGACCGGCUUGCCGACACGCUCUGUGGCGGCUAUUUUCCCAUGCUCGGCGUCCUGAGCGCGGACGUCAAGGGGAUGCAGAUGCUGGACAGGUGGCGCAUCUUCAAUAUGCUGUACCGCAUUCUCGACCUGAAGCAGCGGCCGGAUCUCAUCAAGUUGAUGCUGUCCAACUUUGACUACUCUCUUCAGGGCCACCCGCGGGUGCUGCUGUCGAAGGCCCUGACCGCCGGGACGAAAGAAAUCAGGAUCUACGCGACCAACGCGUUGAGGAAGUAUACGACGCACCCGCGGGUGGGACCGCAUGGCUCGGAAGCCAGCGAUUCAAGAUGGGCCAUUCAGCUCCUCGUGACACAGCUGUACGACCCAGAGAUCGAAGUGUGUGCCACGGCCGUCAAGAUCCUAGAGAAAGCUUGCAACACAAAGAACAACCUCGAGUACAUUGUCGAGUGUCGGCCAGCGCUGGACCACCUAGGAGAGAUCGGGGCCCCGCUUCUGCUGCGCUUCCUCUCCACGUCAAUUGGAUACCACUACCUCGACGGGCUGGACUACAUCAGUAACGAGAUGGACGACUGGUUUCUCGGCCGUAACGACUCGUACGUCAGCGUCAUCGAGGCAAGCUUGGCGCGGGCUUUUAUGGACCACCAAGACGACACCACGAACCGGAUCAGCGUGUUUGACGAGCAGCAGGAGAUGGAGGCCGACAGUCACGUACCGCCGCACUUUUACCGUGAGCUCACCCGGACGAUGGAAGGUUGCAAGCUCCUCAGCGAAAAGGGUCAUUUUGACGAGUUCGCCGCCACCAUCCGCGAGUACGGCAUGCAGUCGGACGACCCGGAGAUGAUGGUCAAAGUCAAGGGUUGCCUCUGGGCGGUAGGUAACGUCGGCUCGAUGGAGCUGGGCGCUCCCUUCCUCGAGCUCAGCGACGUGGUCGAGCAGAUUGUCAAGAUCGCCCAGAACCACGAGGUCAUGAGCAUGCGAGGGACCGCCUUCUUCGUCCUCGGGCUCAUCUCCCGCUCCACACACGGCCUCGAGAUCCUCUCGGAGAACGGCUGGGACUCGAACACGAACAUGCUCGGCCACUCCCUCGGCCUCUGCAUCCCCUCGGACCUCUCUCAGCUCUUUUCCCUCCAACCUUGGGAGCACGUCCCCGUCACCGCCAUCGAUCUCCCCGACAGCCAAAAGACCGAGACGGUCAAGCUCCCGGCCGUGCCGUCCCGCCCCCGCUCCGAGUCGCUGAUCAAGGCCCUCCAGGAGGCGGAGCAACAACAACAACAACAACAACAAGACGAGGGCGGCGCAGUCGGCGGGGAUGGUCCCGGACUACUGCCGCCGCGCGUGGAGCUCGACCCGGACCCGACCAACCACCGCAUCCUGGAGCUGGUCAUCGACAUGUCCAACAUGGUGUUGUACCGGCGCGCGCGCAGCGAGCUGAUGCAGAUCAAGAUGCAGCGGCGCGCCGCCGGCUUCUCGCAGCCGCAGCUGUUUCGGAAGGUCAUGUCGCUGCUCGAGUCCCACCACUACCGGCUGGUGGACCGAAACAUGAUUGUGGGGUUGUUCGACAAGAGCGUGUUGAGGGCGGUCGUGUACGGGGAGGACAAGAGCCCUGAUGGUAGUGGGACAAGGAGGGAGGACAGUGAGGACGGCGACGAUAGUGAGGAGGAGGAGGAGGAGGAUGACGAUGAUGAUGAGGAUGAGGAUGAGGAUGAGAGGGAGGAGAAAGGGAAGGAAGAGAAUGUGGCCGUUAGGGGUCAAAGUGGGCGGGAGAGUGAGAGCAAGGCGGAUGAAGAGGACGGUCAAGAAGCGGAGAAGGAAGGAGGAGAAGACGAAGAAGGUGAUGAAGAAGAAGAAGAAGAAGACGAAGAUAGCGACGGUGACGACGACGAAGAGAGCGACGACGACGACGACGACGACAAUCAGAAAGAAGAGAGGGAGGAAAGCUCGGGUGACGAACAGCGCACGGAACGGCAAAGAAGUGUGAGCGAGCCGGCGGACACCAAAAGUCAGCGAGUGAUGCGGGGGUAUAGUCGGUAGCUGGUGACGACGACUCCAUGAUAUACUUUCCAUCUUCAUUCUGGGUAUCUAACACAGGAGGGGCGGGUGAGGCGAGAAGAAAAUCAAAGCACUAGGCCGGCGUCGGUUGU